AUGUGCUUUCUAACAACUUUGACAUCAUGUGACACCUUGGAGCGCCCAAUGGAGACGACUACAAUACUCACCACCGCAAACAGCCAGUUCAAGAGAAUCGACAACACGACUCUCCUGAUCCCGUCCGCACCUCUCCACCAUCACAUCAACAACGCAGUGCUGGGCAUUUUCCUCGGGAUGUUGUCUCUCCUCACUGUCAUCAUGAACCUGCUGGUGUUAUUCGCCGUCAGAAAGGAGCGUACGCUGCAUACCGUCGGGAAUUUGUACAUCGUCAGCCUCUCAAUAGCGGACCUCAUUGUUGGCGCGACCGUGAUGCCGCUGAAUUUGGUGUACCUUUUGGAGGACCAGUGGAAACUGGGGCACGUUGUCUGCCAGUUUUGGUUGGUUAUGGACUAUGUGGCGAGCACGGCUUCAAUAUUUAGCUUGUUCAUUCUUUGCUUGGAUAGAUAUCGCUCUGUUCGACAUCCGUUACAGUAUCUGAAAUAUCGCACACGAGGACGAGCGACACUGUUGAUAUGCAGUGCAUGGCUCCUGUCUAUGACUUGGACUAUUCCUAUUUUGGGAUGGCGAAUGUUUGCUAGCGUCGAUAAGAAGACGGAGUUGGAAAACCAAUGCGAUACUGAUUUCCGCUUUGUGACGUGGUUUAAAGUGCUAACCGCUAUACUCAACUUCUACAUCCCUUCAUUCCUAAUGCUCGUGUUUUACUCGCAGAUCUUCAUCGCAGUGAGAGAUCAUUACAGAGAGUGGGAGAACUAUGCAGGUCCUGCGUUAAAAACAGAAGCAACGGAUACGCUAACUAAUGGAUUGCAGCUACAAAUAACGAAGGCCUCCUCCGAGAAGGAGAGUUUGGGGUUAAACGCCUAUUCUCAAAACGAAGGAUUGCUGGAUCAAUACAGUCUGGAGCAGCCUUACAACUCACGAGAAAACACCGAAGACGUUACAUCUGAGCCAAAGAGGAAGAUGUGUUAUAAGAAAAAGGCCAUUUUUAAUCUUUCCAAACGCAUGAGGAAAAGCGCACAAGACUCUGAGAUUUCCUUUCAAAGCGAUGACGGGGAAACGGUCGCAGAAGGGCGGCCAUCUUUAUCACUGGCAUUUCUGCAGUCGGAGAAUACCGCGCAACCCCAAACGUUUAUAAACGUUAGCGACUGUAAUGUGUUGGUGCCCAAUUCUGUGGGGAACAUUUGCGAGAGCGCGCCGACUGUAGAUAUUCAUAAUUACACCGCAGUUCUGUGUACGCCACCGUCCCCGCCGUCUCCGUGGGCCGAAAACAGCCCUCCGCUGGACGCCUCCAAUGCAUUGCCUGCGAAACAAUCAUGGCAGAAACUUUGCGAACAGUCCAAGCAGAGCAUUCACAGCAUGCGCAUCCGCAAGGAGAGGAAAGCGGCGCGGCAGCUGGGGUUUAUCAUCGGCGUCUUCAUGGUUUGCUGGAUCCCGUAUUUCAUCACGUUCAUGGUCAUGGCUCUGUGCGAAACCUGCGUCCAUCACGAGCUCCACAUGUUCACCAUCUGGCUGGGUUACAUCAACUCCACGCUCAAUCCCUUCAUUUACCCGCUGUGCAAUGAAAACUUCAAAAGAGUGUUCAAGAAGAUCUUUCAUAUGAGUAGAUAG
Molecule: messenger RNA, 1608 nt
Organism: Danio aesculapii
Lineage: Eukaryota; Metazoa; Chordata; Actinopteri; Cypriniformes; Danionidae
Gene: hrh1
Product: histamine receptor H1
Exons: 1
Coding region: 1-1608 (535 amino acids)
Biological process (GO): positive regulation of vasoconstriction; regulation of vascular permeability; G protein-coupled receptor signaling pathway, coupled to cyclic nucleotide second messenger
Cellular component (GO): dendrite; membrane
Molecular function (GO): neurotransmitter receptor activity; G protein-coupled serotonin receptor activity; histamine receptor activity
Source: RefSeq, a predicted model, not a curated record